This is a messenger RNA of Magallana angulata, 1527 nucleotides long. RefSeq names its product homeobox protein ceh-30-like. Gene Ontology annotation, cellular component: nucleus. Lineage: Eukaryota; Metazoa; Mollusca; Bivalvia; Ostreida; Ostreidae. The record is from RefSeq and is a predicted model, not a curated record. The coding region runs from base 466 to 1422 and encodes 318 amino acids. Gene Ontology annotation, biological process: cell differentiation; regulation of transcription by RNA polymerase II. Gene Ontology annotation, molecular function: RNA polymerase II cis-regulatory region sequence-specific DNA binding; DNA-binding transcription factor activity, RNA polymerase II-specific. The transcript has 3 exons.
UAGUACAGAGCAAUUAUAAUUAAAAUCUUGUGGCUUGUUUAACAAUCGAUGGUCAGCUACUUCAAACGGCCCAUGAGACUAAAUGUGUGAACCCAUUGUGACGGCGAUUAGCAAGUUGUUUACACAACAUCAUUGUAACAACAUUAUCCUAAUCACCUUCAACAACACAAAUAGGACCAAAUUCAACAGCCCGUGAUAAUUGACCAUUGUAGCGUCAAAACACGGCUUGUGUUUGUUUUAGCAGCCUUUUCGCAAAGCCAAAUUAAACAAUAGGUGAUACUUUGCACUCAUUAAGACAGCAUUGACGAUUAACAAUAGGAUUAAGUGUCAAUUGGGGGAUGAACGAAGUUACGGAAGUAAUUAAACAAAUUAAAAUCUCUCGUAUUUAAUACCUGACCAUCUUAGUUGGAAUCAGUUUCACCCUGACUUUCACUGAGAUAACACAUUCUAACUUUGGGAUUUUUAAUGAGUAUUACCAAUCGAACAAUGUUGUCCGAGGCCAAACCUAAGAAGGCUGCGUUCUCCAUUGAGUUUUUGGCUAGGAGUAGCCAUGAUGAAAAAGACAAUGGAAGUUCAAAAAACUCGGUCUCUGAAGAUGCCGUGAUACAGUCAACAUUCAGAACGGACUUCAGUGGUUCAGCCUUCAUCACACCUGAAAAAUCUCCCUCGUCUCCUUUGUUGAUGUCUUCUCUGAGUUCCACAAAGACCUCCUACCCGUUAAAGCUUCCUCUGAUAUCGCCAACCAAUUCCGCUGUGAAAAGGAAGAGGGAGGAUUCUUGUGAUUCUGGCGUGGAGAGCCCCUCUCCGGAUCGAUUUCGUCACAUCAGCGAAGCCAGCAACUCCUCAAACAGUUCCUUUAAUACAUCAGAUUUGGACGACUGUGACGAUCUCCAGAGACGUAAGAAGGCACGCACGGCUUUUUCCACAGAGCAGAUUCACGAUCUAGAGAAGCGGUACCAGGCACAGAAGUACCUUCCUGCCAACGAACGGCAAGCUCUGGCUGAAAAACUGGGCCUCUCUGACCAACAGGUCAAGACUUGGUUCCAGAACAGAAGAAUGAAAGAAAAGAGACAGAAGCGGGACGAUGAACAUGCGCGGUCCUUCAGUCUCCCGACAGGUGGCGUUGAUGUCUCUCAGCUGACGGCCCUAGGACUUCCGUGUCCCCCACCCUACAAUGUUACAGCCACCAACUUCGGACAGCUUCCCGGAAUGACCCACAUCCCUCCACAGUAUCCCGUGACGUCAUCACCAGGACAUUUCCCACCCGUGCUACCGUACUCCCCCGCACCAUUCCAAAUGAGUCCGAGUUUUAUUCCGGGACAAUCUUUCCGAGUGCCUUAUCCUUAUGUGAACUAUUCCCCGAGCAUGGCCUCCCCUAAGUUACAACAGAUGCCUCGUGUCCCCGAGAAGUCCAGUGUGUGAUAUAAGCUAAAACUUUAUUUAUUUGUCAACAACGAUGAUGUAUAUGUGAUAUGUAUGCCCCAACACAGUAGUGUUUCAUGUGCCAAAUUUGUUAAUAAAUUUAUA